Messenger RNA from Dipodomys spectabilis (banner-tailed kangaroo rat), 1557 nucleotides. It is a transcript of the gene Emcn, whose product is annotated as endomucin. NCBI's taxonomy places the organism in Eukaryota, Metazoa, Chordata, Mammalia, Rodentia, Heteromyidae. The transcript has 12 exons. The coding region runs from base 175 to 966 and encodes 263 amino acids. The record is from RefSeq and is a predicted model, not a curated record.
GUGUGUGUAUUUCCUCCUGUUCUUUAUCAGAGCCCCCAAAAUAAGUAGGAAUGGGCAGUGGCAGUUUACACUCGACAUACCUUUCCCUUGGCUAGUAAGACCCUACCAGGCUGGGAGGAAGGUUUCCCAGCCUUAUUCUGGAGAAAGAAGCCACUGAGACAAUCCAUAGGCACCAUGAGAUUUCUUCAGGUGACUACCACUUUUCUUCUGCUGUCCAGUCUUUGCAGCAGCCAAGUCAGUGCAGAUGUUGACAACGUAUCUCCGACCUCAUCCUCACCAACAAAUUCUGCAACGAAAGAAUCUUCGCUAACACCAGACACAAAGCCAACAUCAGAGUCUAUCCAUCCAACACCUGAAAUAUCUAUAGGAACAACCAGCAAAGACUCAUCGAAAAUAUCACUUACGCCAGAAAUUACUUCACUAACAACUGCUAAAACUACAGACAGCACAACUCUUGGUGUCACCACAAAAGAGCUCAUCACUACAAACAAAACAGGAACAACUCUCCCACUCUCAGAUGCUGCUUCAACAUCCCAAAGUUUCCAGCACACAUCUGAGAAUCAGAGUUCAAUCAAAAUGACCACAGUGACAGCUAGUACUCACCAAUCAGGUGCAUCACCUUCUAAACCCACUGUGCUCCCCUUCCUGCCCUCGACAUCAGUGACGCCUCCAAGAAAUAUCUCACAGUUCCAAGGUACUGAAGAUGUAGAAAAUGCAACCUCUCCACCAACCAUCCCAUCUUAUUCCAGUAUCAUUUUGCCAGUGGUUAUUACUUUGAUUGUCAUAACACUCUCAGUAUUUGUUCUGGUGGGUUUGUAUCGGAUGUGCUGGAAGAAAGAUCCGGGUACACCAGAAAAUGGAAAUGAUCAACCUCAGUCUGAUAAAGAAAGUGUGAAGCUGCUCACGGUUAAGACAAUUUCUCACGAGUCUGGUGAGCACUCUGCACAAGGUAAAACCAAGAACUGACAGCUUGAUGAAUUCUUCCCACACCUGGGCAAUGACUGUGUUUAAACUUCAGCAACUGCAUUCCAGGAAUGGAAAUGGAGGAAGUAUGGCCGAACCAGUCCUGAAUCUCAACCUUGAGCACCAGUCUGCAUGAAUUACCUUUCUGACUCAAGUGGCAAUCUCCACACCACAAGGCAUAUAAUUUGAAGCCCCAAAAAGAAUUCUUGGCUUCCCCUUGUCCUUUGAGAUACAGAAAGAAAAGCAUAUUACCACAGUUUGUAGAGACGUUCCUAAGACAGCACAAUUUAGGAAGGGAUGUUUUGAGCAAUGAACCUGAUAACCCAAGCAGGUGGGCUGAGGAUAGAAUCGAUCCAUAGAUUUACAGUUAACGUGGCUGACAGUAUUGAUCCAUGGAAACUUUCCUACUUUCUUGUUGUUAGUACUAGGGUUGUAUUUAUUGUUUUCCACUAUGUUAAUGUAGAGAAAGUUUGCAAGUACGUUUUUAAAUAUUAAGUACAAAUCAUACCGUGCUACUUUGUACAUAGAUGUAUUUUGUUCAUGUUUGCAUAUGUUUAGUUUUAAUAAAUAAUUGUGUUCCAUGCCCUAAAUCUU